AUGACUGUCGCAGAUCUCAAAGCCGUCAUACAAAGCGAUAUUAACGUAACUCCUUCCGCAUUACGUCUUUUCUUCAAUAACCGGCUCUUAGCAAGCGAUUCUCAGACAUUGGCACAAGCCAAGAUUACGGAGGGAGACAUGCUUGCCAUGCAGAUUCUAACUCAACCACCACGCCCACAGCAACAGCAACAGCACAACAGCAUACGGCGGUUAGCGGGAGGAAAUACAAGUUCAGAUAACGAACAAGCCACCACCAGACAGGGAUCUAUGCCAGAUCCAGAGACAUUGCGGCUGCAUAUGCUAGGUGAUCCAAGAGUGCUGGAGGGGGUGCGAAGACAAAAUCCAGCACUAGCAGAAGCAGCAGGGAAUGCGCAACAGUUCCGUGAAGUGCUGCUCGCGCAACAACGGCAAGAGGCAGAGGCAAUCGCUGCGAAGGAAGCAAAAAUUGCAAUUUUAAAUGCGGAUCCAUUUAACGUGGAUGCGCAGAGAGAGAUUGAAGAAAUUAUUCGCCAAAAUGCAGUUUUGGAGAAUCUACAAGCGGCGAUGGAGCACACGCCUGAAGCUUUUGGUCGGGUAAGCAUGCUGUAUAUACCUGUUGAAGUGAACGGCCAGCGGGUAAAAGCUUUUGUCGACUCGGGUGCGCAAGUCACAAUAAUGUCACCAGAAUGCGCCUCUGCAUGCAACAUCAUGCGCUUAAUAGACCGUCGCUAUGGUGGCAUUGCUAAAGGCGUUGGGACAGCUGAUAUCCUCGGACGAGUACACUCCGCCCAGAUUAAAAUCGGAGAUAUUUUCCUUUCCUGUUCGUUUACUGUGAUGGACGGCAAACACAUCGAUCUUCUUCUUGGGCUCGAUAUGCUUAAACGACACCAAGCCUGCAUUGAUCUGCAAGAUAACGUUUUAAGGAUCGCAGGCCAGACCGUGCCCUUCCUCAACGAAGCCGAUAUUCCCAAGCACGAUGAACCCGAAGAUGAGCCACAGGUGCAUGGACGUGAUGGUGCCAUUGUAGGUGCCCGGUCAGGCGCUGUCACCCAUCCGGCUAACCCGCCUUCAUCCUCCACUCCACAGUCCCACUUCAAGGCAGCAAAUUCCCCAACCUCUCCUGCUUCCACACCAAAAAUAAACAUUCACUCUGCUUCCUCUGCUGGGCCGUCCUCCACCUCCUUCAAUAAUCGGAACAUUUAUGCGUCCAACCAGCAAUUGCCGGCAUCGCGAUGGCCCGCUGAGUCAAUUUCCAAGAUAACGGAUCUUGGCUUCACGCGAGAAGAAGCACUACAAGCUCUUGAAGCUGCUGGUGGGGAUCUGGAUGGAGCCAUCGGCUAUCUUAUUUAA
This is a messenger RNA of Paracoccidioides brasiliensis Pb18, 1329 nucleotides long. RefSeq lists its product as uncharacterized. The transcript has 2 exons. Gene Ontology annotation, biological process: proteolysis. Gene Ontology annotation, molecular function: protein binding; aspartic-type endopeptidase activity. The record is from RefSeq and is a predicted model, not a curated record. Bases 1 to 1329 code for a protein of 442 amino acids.